AUGUCUUCAGCUAAUGUUUACUCAAUCGAUGACUUCUCGCUUUACCUGAUGCCCAAGAGCGAAGCCCCCGUGUGCCCACCUUGCCAAUCCGGCACUCUCCCAUCUGUCUUCGAAGACGAUGAGGAUGAUGAGAUUGUGCAAGCCAUAAGUGUCCUCUCGAAAGCAAACAAGCUGAUCAAAAAGAUCCUCAUCCGGACCAAACUUCCUCCUCGCGUCAAAUCUUCUUCUUCUAGCUUUUUCUCUCCCAGUCGUCUCCGCUCUCUUACCUUAUCUUCCCAAAGCUCUUGCUCAAAUUAG
Puccinia graminis f. sp. tritici CRL 75-36-700-3 is the source of this 297-nucleotide messenger RNA. RefSeq lists its product as uncharacterized. The coding region runs from base 1 to 297 and encodes 98 amino acids. The transcript has a single exon. NCBI's taxonomy places the organism in Eukaryota, Fungi, Basidiomycota, Pucciniomycetes, Pucciniales, Pucciniaceae. The record is from RefSeq and is a predicted model, not a curated record.